Peromyscus eremicus (cactus mouse) is the source of this 2202-nucleotide messenger RNA. RefSeq names its product GATA binding protein 6 (gene Gata6). The coding region runs from base 330 to 2093 and encodes 587 amino acids. The record is from RefSeq and is a predicted model, not a curated record. The transcript has 7 exons. Gene Ontology annotation, cellular component: nucleus. Gene Ontology annotation, biological process: epithelial cell differentiation; cell fate commitment; positive regulation of transcription by RNA polymerase II. Gene Ontology annotation, molecular function: zinc ion binding; DNA-binding transcription factor activity, RNA polymerase II-specific; RNA polymerase II cis-regulatory region sequence-specific DNA binding. Lineage: Eukaryota; Metazoa; Chordata; Mammalia; Rodentia; Cricetidae.
CCCUCCUCCCUCCCUUCACCUCCGCACCCAGCAGCUUGUAGAGAGCAGUUCCGACCCACAGCCUGGCACCCUUCGGCGAGCGCUGUUUGUUUAGGGCUCGGUGAGUCCAAUCAGGAACGCAGGCUGCAGUUUUCCGGCAGAGCAGUAAGAGGCGCCUCCUCUCUCCUUUUUAUUCACCAGCAGCCACUGGCAGACCCCGGACUCGCGCUCUCCCGCCGGCGCCCUCAGCCUCACUCCGCGCCCGGGAGCACCCUCCGCCGUGGCUGCUCUUCACGCACGUCGCUCGCCCGAGGAACCAAAAGUCAAGUUGGAGCAGCGCCGGACAGUGGAUGGCCUUGACUGACGGCGGCUGGUGCCUGCCGAAGCGCUUCGGGGCCGCUGCUGCGGACGCCGGCGACUCUGGGGCCUUUCCGGCAAGGGAGCCCUCCUCUCCGUCUUCCCCGAUCUCUUCCUCGUCCUCCUCCUGCUCCCGGGGCGGGGAUCGCGGUCCCUGCGGCGCCAGCAACUGCAGGACGCCGCAGCUCGACACCCAGGCUGUGGCGGGACCUCCGGGCCGCUCGCUGUUGCUCAGCCCCUACGCCUCGCAUCCCUUCGCGGCUGCCCACGGACCUUCGGCGCCCGGGGUCCCUGGCCCCGGGAGCGCCCUGUCGAGUUGGGAGGACUUGUUGCUCUUCACUGACCUCGACCAGGCCGCGACCGCCAGCAAGCUGCUGUGGUCCAGCCGAGGCGCCAAGCUGAGCCCCUUCGCGACCGAGCAGCCCGAGGAAAUGUACCAGACCCUCGCCGCCCUGUCCAGCCAGGGGCCGGCCGCUUACGACGGCGCGCCGGGCGGAUUCGUGCACUCGGCGGCUGCGGCGGCCGCGGCCGCGGCUGCGGCCAGCUCUCCGGUCUACGUGCCCACCACGCGCGUGGGUUCCAUGCUGCCCGGCCUGCCGUACCUGCAGGGCGUGGGCAGCGGGCCCAGCAACCACGCAGGCGGCGCGGGCGCUCACCCGGGCUGGCCCCAGGCCUCCGCCGACAGCCCCCCGUACGGCGGGGGCGGCGCAGCCGGCGGCGGGGCAGCGGGGCCAGGAGGUGCCGGCUCCGCCACGGCGCACGCCUCCGCGCGCUUCCCCUACUCGCCCAGCCCGCCCAUGGCCAAUGGCGCCGCGCGGGACCCCGGGGGCUAUGUGGCUGCGGGCAGCGCGGGCGCGGGCAGCGUGAGUGGCGGCAGCCUGGCGGCCAUGGGCGGCCGGGAGCACCAGUACAGCUCGCUGUCCGCGGCGCGGCCGCUGAACGGGACGUACCAUCACCAUCAUCACCACCACUCGACCUACUCUCCCUACAUGGGUGCGCCGCUGACGCCCGCCUGGCCAGCAGGACCCUUCGAAACGCCGGUGCUGCACAGCUUACAGAGCCGUGCGGGAGCCCCGCUCUCGGUGCCGCGAGGCCCCAGCGCAGACCUGCUGGAGGAUCUGUCCGAGGGCCGCGAGUGCGUCAACUGUGGCUCCAUCCAGACGCCACUGUGGCGACGAGACGGCACGGGCCACUACCUGUGCAAUGCGUGCGGCCUCUACAGCAAGAUGAACGGCCUCAGCCGGCCCCUCAUCAAGCCGCAGAAGCGCGUGCCCUCAUCACGGCGGCUUGGAUUGUCCUGUGCCAACUGUCACACGACAACCACCACCUUAUGGCGCAGGAAUGCCGAGGGUGAACCCGUGUGCAAUGCUUGCGGACUCUAUAUGAAACUCCAUGGGGUGCCUCGACCACUUGCUAUGAAAAAAGAAGGAAUUCAGACCAGGAAACGAAAACCUAAAAACAUAAAUAAGUCAAAGGCUUGCUCCGGUAACAGCAGUAACUCUGUUCCUAUGACUCCAACUUCCUCCUCUUCUAACUCAGAUGACUGUACCAAAACCACAUCUCCUUCAACACAACCGACCGCCUCAGGGCCGGGUGCCUCGGUGAUGUCUGCAGUGGGAGAGGGCACCAACUCCGAGAACAGUGACCUCAAGUAUUCAGGUCAAGAUGGCCUCUACAUAGGCGUCAGUCUGUCCUCUCCUGCUGAAGUCACGUCUUCUGUACGGCAGGAUUCUUGGUGUGCUCUGGCCCUGGCCUGAGCUGGUGCUGACAAGGGGCCAGGCGGGCUCUGAGUCCUCAUGCCACUUGUGUCUGAAUUUGUCCAGCAGUCCAGAUGGCAGCAAAAAUGCAGACGUAACAUUCCUUCGA